AUAUAUAUAUAUAUAUAAAGCGGAAGAAGAAACGAAAAGAAGUGGAAACGAAGAAAAAGACAAAGCAAGAGAAUAAAGGAACGUGUACACAAAGAAAAGAAGGUUUAGAGACUAAGGAAACAAGAAAGAAUAAUUAUGUUCAUUAUAAAUUAACCAUGUCAAUCAAAAAUUAGGAUCAUUAGGUUCAUUAUAACUCGCUUCUUUCAUAGUUUUGGGGGCGUAUCAAAUGUUUGUUUUGUCUACGAAAGUAGAAAUUUAAUCUUUUGUAAACCAUCUUAGUGAUAGUUAGGCCGAACCUAAUAGUCAUGGAUGAUAAACUUCAAUAAUAUUGGAUGCUAACUUUGGGAAUAAUACUAGAAGUCUCUCUUGUGUCACUCAAAAAAUGAUGUGGCUUUUAAAAUCGCCUCAUUGGGCUUGUGAUUGAUCACUAUUAAAUUUUAAUCAAAUUGUGAUUUUAAAAAGAAUUUAUUUUUUGGAGAGACACAAGAGCAACACAUACAUGAUGGACUUCUAGAAUUGCUCUAACUUUGCUGAGUCAUGUAAUGAAUAUCUAAACUUGCAAGAAAUGAAGGUGUAGGAAUAAAGAAAAAGAUAAAGUAAAAGAAUAAAAAACUAUUCAAGAAGAACAAAAGAACAAAAAAAAAAAGAGGAAGAAGAAACAAAAGGAAGAAGUGAGAACGAAGAAAAUGACAAAGAGAAUAGAAGAACAUGUACACAAAGAAAAGAAAGUUUAGAGACAAAAGAAACAAGAAAGGAAUAAUUAUGUUCAUUAUAAAUUAACCAUGUCAAUCACAAUUUUGGAAGCAUACCAAAUGUUUUGUAUUUUCUACCAAAUCUUCCUUUGUGUUUAAACCAUGCAUCCUUGUGAUAGUGAAUAGAUCUGUAUUUUCAUUUAGCAAAGGAGAAAAAGGUUUGUGUGAUUGAUCAUUUAAUUCCCAUUCAUCUGCCACUCUUUUACCAAAUUAAGGGGCACAACAAUUAAGCUUGAAGUUGUAUAACAGCUCUACCCUCUACGUACGUACGUGUGCGUUUGAUAUCCAGUAAGAUGGCUGGCUGGAUUUGGCAUCACUUGCAGCUCAAAGAUAAGCUGGAAAGUCAUCGGAAUUGCAGGCUGUGCAAAAAGCCAGUAUUGGGAAGUCGUGGCUACAAAUGCGGGAAAUGCGGUGAUUUUUUCCUUCAUGAGUCGUGCCCCGUGCCAACAGACAAGAUAGAGAUAGAGGCCAGACAUGAUUUGGGAAGUACACAUCACUUGAUCUCCAUGAAAGAGGUGGACAACAAUGGCGAGAAUAAAGUUGUUUGCUCAUUGUGCGAGGAACCGGUAUCGGGUUUGUUAGGUAACAAUGGGCCCACCAUUUACAAAUGCUCCAUCCCCAACUGUAGCUUCCUCCUUCUUCAUGAACCAUGCGCACAACUGCCCAUCACGAUUACAACACACCCUCUGCACCUCUUACCAAACCACGGCCUUGUUCUCAUACCGUUAGAUGAGACUAAUAAUCGUGAAUUUUGUUGCCGUGCUUGCGGUAAAGUUUUCACUAGAGGCUUCUGUUACUAUUGUGGGGAAUGUAGUGAUUAUAGGCUCGACUUCAAAUGUGCUUCUCGUUGUCUAAAUAUUAGUACAGCUGACAAUUGUAACCGACACGCAUUCUUCCCCACCCGAAAUCCGAUCCAAUUCACUUGCGAAGUGUGUGGUGGGGAAAGCAGUGACGUUGCCUAUCUAUGUAGCAAUUGUCGACUUCUUAUUCACUUUAACUGUAUUAAAUUUCUAGGCAGCAUCAAAGUUAGAGGACACGGUCACUCCCUCACUUGCACCUUCUCUCUUAGUAAAGGCAAAAAGCACAAGUGCCAAGUCUGUUACGAAGAGGUGGAUACCAAGUAUGCAGCUUACUGUUGUGAUGAUCACAAGUGUGGCUACAUUGCCCACUUACGGUGUGCAUAUUGGCUUAGGAGGGACGUGAGUGAAACCAGUACUGUUUCCGUUGAGUAUACUACUCAUUUGGUCGAGGACAGCGAUCUAAAAGAGGAUGAAAAAACUGGCCCUCAGGAGAUCCAACAUCCGAGUCAUCCUCAACACAAAUUAAUCAUUAAAAAGUAAGAGCUCCAAGAUGUCAAGCGUACGUGUUGUGAAGGGUGUAUGCAAUUUAUAACGUUGCCCCCGUUUUACGGUUGUAAGGAAUGCAGCUUUUCCCUCCAUAUAAGAUAUGCUAAACUACCCCAAGAGGUCAGGCGACUUAAACAUCACCAACACCCGCUCACCCUACGUAAUGUAGAUUCCAAUAUUGUGCAAUCGUUCAAUUGUUGGGCUUGUUGGCGAUCUCGAAAUGGCUUCAGCUACAGAUGUGCCAAGAAUUCGUGUGGCGACAAUGGAAUGUUUGAUGCUCAAUGUAUUUUAAUUCCGGAAAUCUUUAAACAUAAAGGUCACCAACACCUCCUCUUCCUUGGUGAAUUUUAUCAACCAGAGUGCAAUGCUUGUGGUCAACGCCCUGGUGGCGCUCAAAUAUUUGAUUGCACUACUUGUGGGUUCCGCUUGUGUAUUAAGUGUGCUACUCUUCCACUCGUAGCUAGGCAUAGAUACGACAUACAUCUCCUACAUCUCUCUUACGCCGCCGCCGAAGACAACUCCGAAAAAUAUUAUUGUGAAAUUUGCGAAGAAGUAAUGAACGAAAAGCUUUGGUUCUAUUACUGUAAAGAUUGUGACGUCGCUGCUCAUCCUCGAUGUAUUCUUGGAUAAACUUGGUUGGAGGAGUAGUUACAUUUAUUUAAAUUUAUAAUUGUACUAUAGGUUUUAUUUAAUUACAAAAGAGCUCCUUAUCUUGCU
Molecule: messenger RNA, 2815 nt
Organism: Alnus glutinosa
Lineage: Eukaryota; Viridiplantae; Streptophyta; Magnoliopsida; Fagales; Betulaceae
Exons: 2
Coding region: 1046-2092 (348 amino acids)
Source: RefSeq, a predicted model, not a curated record